AUGGAUGACGAAGACUAUACGAUGGGGGAAGACUCAAUAAUCGUCUCCACGGAGCCCAACGGCGACCAUGCACCAGACACAGUCGUCCCAUCCGUAAUCUUUGGAAACGUCAAGGGCCCACCGUUGUCCAAACAAGAGCAGUUGCCAUUUCACAGCCCUUCCAAGGCCCCGUCGUUACUGCAUCCAAACUCCCACCAAAGCAACCCUGCAUCUCACAGGAGAACAAAUUCGCCUAGUAGCAGGUCUGAAAAAAUGAGUACUUCAAAGCCAACCCCACCUCGCCAUACAAGUCCGCAAGUUCGCAUACCUCCAAAGUCACGGUCUUCGCUUGUUUAUGCCACCUCAAAGACAGGUCUUGUUUACGACCCGCGCAUGCGCUUCCAUGCUGAACUCCCAGACAUGAAUAUCAAUCCGGAUGACAUUCAUCCAGAAGACCCGCGACGAAUUCAUUCAAUCUUUGAGGAGCUCAGGCAAGCCGGUUUGGUAGCUUCUAGCACGUCGGACGGGGACCAAGAAGACCAUUGUUGGAGGAUUGCGGCCCGCUUUGCAACCAGGCCAGAGAUACUGCUGAUACAUACUGAGGAUCAUUACAAUCUUGUGCGGUCGUUUCAAGACAUGACCCCCGAGGAGCUCAAGUAUGAGGCUGAGCGGCUCGACUCAAUCUAUCUCAACAACUCCACAUAUGAGUGUGCCAAGCUUGCAGCUGGCGGUGCCAUUGAAGCAUGUAAAGCGGUAGUGCAGGGAGUCGUGCGAAACGCAAUCGCCAUCAUCCGCCCUCCAGGACAUCAUGCGGAAAGUGAUCAGCCGUCAGGAUUUUGCAUUUUCAACAACGUUCCAAUCGCCACCCGCGUAUGUCAGAAUGCUUAUCCAGAAACCUGCCGCAGGGUCUUGAUUCUGGAUUGGGAUGUGCACCACGGCAACGGCAUUCAGCACGCAUUUUAUGACGACCCCAAUGUGCUUUACAUCUCACUGCAUGUUUUCAAGGGCGGAACCUUCUACCCUAACUUGCCCGACGGCAAUCUUGAUUAUUGCGGUGAAGGGCGUGGCGAAGGCAAGAAUGUAAACAUUCCGUGGGCAGAACAUGGUAUGGGUGAUUCAGAGUAUCUCUACGCAUUCCAGGAGAUUGUUAUGCCCAUCGCUACCGAGUUCAACCCGGAUCUUGUCAUCAUCUCAGCUGGAUUUGAUGCGGCCGAGGGUGACCUGUUGGGUGGAUGCUUUGUUACGCCUGCAUGCUACGGUCACAUGACGCACAUGCUCAUGCGCUUGGCCAAGGGGAAACUCGUUAUUUGUCUCGAAGGGGGAUACAACCUGCGAUCGAUCGCGCGCUCUGCACUGGCAGUAACGAAAGUGCUCAUGCUGGAGCCUCCGGACCGGUUGCGUGAUGACCUUCCGGCACCAAAGGACAGCGCGGUAUACACCGUCGAAAAUGUCAAACGCCAGCACUCAAAGUAUUGGAAAUCGCUCUAUCCCAAACACCUGGAUAAGGCGGAUCCCAGCUACCAGGAUACGUAUCGAUUGCACGAGAUCAUUCGAGAAUGGCAGAGUCAACGUCUGGCCGCAGAACACUCAAUGGUGUCUCUUCCGCCCCUUCAAAUCAACAAAGCUGGCUUGGCACAGACGUUUGAGCACAACAUUGUCGCCACACCGAACUUCAUGGAGGCCUUCCCCCUACUCGUCAUCUUCCACGACCCACCGAGUUUCCGAGAUCACUCUGAUCCUAUCUCGGGUAAGAGCGAGCUGCACAACACAUGGCUCACUGAUGUUACCAAGAGGUACAUUGACUGGGCCAUCAAGAACAAUUUCCAGGUUAUCGAUGUCAAUAUUCCUAGGGUUGUAGCGGUCGAGGAUCCUGAGGUUGGUUUCACCAAAUCAGACGACUCUGUAGUUCGCGCGCAGCAGACUCGCGAGCUCGCGAGCUAUUUAUGGGAAAACUAUAUCGAGCCGAAUGAAGCAACACAAGUCUUCUUGAUGGGUAUCGGUGACGCAUAUCUGGGGCUUGUCGACCUGUUGAGCCACAACGAAAACUGCACCGAUCCUGAGAGCCGGGUUGAAUGCCUUAUUGGGUUUGUGGCUGGAACGACGAUUCAGUCCAUCAAGCGGGCAACGGAUGACACCAUCUCUAGCUGGUACCACUCACACUCGAUGAUAUUCGUCAAGAACAGCCAUUUCGUGUGGGAUCCCAGCCGCCAGCGCAAGAUGCGCAAGAAGCUCGGCAACCUGAUCCAGUCGCCCAAGGAUACGCUCGACGACAUGCUGGAGCAGCAUCUCGAGGAAGUGCAGGACCUGCUUUGGGAAAAAAAGAGCGAGUUUGAGGAGUUGAACGAAAUCUCCAGUCGCACUGAAGAGGGCCCGCAGAACGUGGCUACAGGCCUCCAGAGCUCGCCUCUGCCGACUGCGCCUUACGCGUCCAAGCGCUUCGAGACGGCCAACGCUCCAAACGCCCUGAAAAGUCCUAGGAUGCCGGCAGUUGGCCUGUUCGCCGUCAGUCCCAAAACAUCGGGAGCCCGGACGCCAAUGAAGAGGCCCCCGGUUUGA
Messenger RNA from Exserohilum turcica Et28A, 2535 nucleotides. RefSeq lists its product as uncharacterized. The coding region runs from base 1 to 2535 and encodes 844 amino acids. Gene Ontology annotation, molecular function: histone deacetylase activity. The transcript has 8 exons. Gene Ontology annotation, cellular component: histone deacetylase complex. Gene Ontology annotation, biological process: chromatin organization. The record is from RefSeq and is a predicted model, not a curated record. NCBI's taxonomy places the organism in Eukaryota, Fungi, Ascomycota, Dothideomycetes, Pleosporales, Pleosporaceae.